Molecule: messenger RNA, 2866 nt
Organism: Oreochromis aureus
Lineage: Eukaryota; Metazoa; Chordata; Actinopteri; Cichliformes; Cichlidae
Exons: 6
Coding region: 1300-2364 (354 amino acids)
Source: RefSeq, a predicted model, not a curated record
GAGGCUAUGUACUACAUUGCAGAGUGCAUAAGAAUGAGCCUUGUUGUCUUUUUAAAUGUGUUGGCGCCAAUUGCAGUCAAACAUUCACCACGUACUCUGCUUUCAAGGGGCAUUUUUAUCGUGUGCACAAUGCACCUGCACUUCAAGCUGCUCCUAAAGCUCUUGUUGCAGAUUUAAAAUGUGCGGUUUCAUUAUGUGCCCGCCAUUUUCAAACAGUGAAAGAGCUAGUGUCUCACUUAAAUGAUCAUAUUGCAGAGGGCAGGUCUGUGUCAUGUCCAGUAAGUGGUUGUAAGCAUGUGUUUACAAAAAAGUCAUCAUUUACUUCUCACACGUGUAGGAAGCAUAAAGCAUGUUCCCCAGAUGGUAUUGAUGACAUGUACAAGGAAUCUCAACCUCAGCCCCCAAAUGACAGUACAGAAUAUUCAGAAAACACACAUGAAGCCAUGCCAUGCCAUCAUGCCAGUGAUAUGCCAGAGAACGAUAGUCAGUCUUAUCUCAGAAACAUGUGUCUCUUUUACCUUAAACUGCAAGGACAGCUGCUAAUUCCUGCCUCUACUAUACAGACUAUUGCUGAGGAAAUGCAGAAUGUGCACGAAUUGGGUCAAGCCUACACAAUAAAUAAGGUACUGUGAAGUAACACGAAGUGAGUUUUAUGCUGAUCCGAAUGCCUGUGGUCCUCCACGCACUCCAGAGACAUAUGACACGGCUGUUGCUGAUCUCCAGUCUGAAACUAUCCAAGACAUCAGAGGAAUAAAGGUGGCAUUUCUUCUUCAGUGCAAGUAUGAGUGACUCAGAGCGAACCUUCCUAGAUGUCGCCAUCACGGAAGUCCUACCAGAACUUCAAGCCGUGAACAAAAACAUCCUGGAAGAGCACUUGCAGUCCAUUGGAGUUGAGACAAGUGAUGAUCUACUCUUUGUAACGGAGGCAGAUUUGAUGACGGUAUUAAGACCUGUACAAGCAAGAAAGCUUCUUUCUGCUUGGAAACAGAAAUACCAAACUCCAGAGAACAGCUCACUGUCAUCUGUGGAAGCCUCAUCCACCCAGUCGCUGUCAUUGCUCUCUAUUUCAACCCAAAGUCUAUCGUCGACCUCCUCCAGCAGCCCAGGAUGUGACACACAUUGGGAUGACAACUUUGAAAUCCCAUGGAGUAAACUUCCUGCAGAAGUGAUGCAUUUUCUCGAGAGGGGGAAAAGGCCUCGCCCAAAACUGAGGAGGCAAAUGGUCCGGAUUGUUGUGACUGAGAUGAUGGAAAAAUGCCCUCAUGUAGGUAGAAAACAUUCAGUUGACGUUGCAAAAAAAUGGUGGCAAAAUAUCCCAAUUCUCUGCAAGAUGUAAUAGAGGGUGAUAUUGUUGGCGCAGGCUACUUUUCCCUUGUCAAACAGUUGCAGAACAGAAUUGAAAAUGUAAGGCGCACUUCAACACCCAAAAUAAGAAAAAGAAAACAUCAGACUGACUCAGACCACACAGACGAGAUCCCUUUGGAAGAAAGAGCAGCAAUGCAGGAUACAUACGGGUGCAUUAAAUGGAAUGUAGAAUUUCUGCCUCUUGAAGAAACUCCAGAGAGCCAACAGCAAAAGAUGGAAAAACUCAAGGUGAUGUUCCAGCAAGCUGACGCCAAUCCAGAUGAGAUAAAAAGUCUAAUGAAGUCCACUUAUUACACACAAUGUCAACAUGUCAAUCAGGGGAAAAGUAUCAAAUGCCUUAGAGAGGAGUGGCCGUUUUGGUUUGAUGAACUUGGCAUGUCUGUCCAUUUCAAGGAACUUACUGGGAUUGACCUCGAAGAGACAUUCACACGAAAUUUGGAUUUGAAGGGGAAAAGGCUUCUGGACUACAUGACCACAGUUGCUGUCAGCCAAAGCAAGGCGUUCCUUCAGACUUAUGCAAGGCUUCAGAGGAUGCGGGGACCGCAGAGUGGCUGCUCAGAUGAUGUGAAAGAGAUGGUCCUGCCUCUGCUCAGCUACUUUGAAGAGAAGGAGGAGUCCAUGCUUUUCUGUGUUGAAGAUACAUGUCUGGCAGAUGAGGUACAACUGGAGCAAGUGCCUCUGACACCCACUAUUAUUGUGUGUGGACAGUCCUGCUAUUCCUCAAGAAGAUACAUGCUGAGUAUUGAUCGGAACCUCGUCAGCACAAACAUAUCCUCCUUCAUUUCUGCACUGUGCCUCAUGUUCGGGAGCUACUACAAUUUUAACAUCCAUUAUCCAUCUGAGCUGGCUUCCACUCUAGAGUUUCUUCAGAGGUGUUUCUUCUCCAUAAACCCAGAAAAAGGAACCAAAGUAGAGAACAAAAACUCAAAGCGUCGUCUCAGUGUGAACCCUCGUGUCCUCACCCUGAUUCAGGAUCUCGCCGACCACGAGUGGCGCUAAGCCUAAAUCUUGACUCUCUGUGGACUGUUAGUUUUACUUUGUUAAUUUUGUUCCACAAUGUGUACUGAAACCUUUUACUGGUGGAAUGCAUGAAGCCAAUUCAUGAAGAUUUUCUUGCUUUGAAGGAAUGUUCUUUAUAAAAAAAAAAAAAACAUGCUGCUACUGCAGUGUAGUUUUGUUUCACCACGUGGUUUUCCUGAUGUGUUUUCUGACCAAGGCCAUGGUUGUGGUGACAGCAGGGUGCGUGUUGCGUUGCAUGGUGAUUAUGAUCAUUUUUCGCACAAUGUGAUUUUUGUUUUAAAGACUUAACAGGUUAUUUAACUUUUUCUGGUAGAGGGUCUAACAAGUGCUUGUUUCAUGAACAUCUUUGCAGGAAUGUUCCACAGCUUUUAUAGCUUAUAUUUUGAUUGAAUUGUGUAGUUGCUGUGUGCCCUGCAUAUUGUGUUAGUUGGAAAAAAUGCAUCCAAUUGCUGUCAUUUGGCUAAUCUGGCUGCAAAAUAAA